Molecule: messenger RNA, 9306 nt
Organism: Leucoraja erinaceus (little skate)
Lineage: Eukaryota; Metazoa; Chordata; Chondrichthyes; Rajiformes; Rajidae
Gene: gbf1
Product: golgi brefeldin A resistant guanine nucleotide exchange factor 1
Exons: 40
Coding region: 928-6552 (1874 amino acids)
Biological process (GO): regulation of ARF protein signal transduction
Molecular function (GO): guanyl-nucleotide exchange factor activity
Source: RefSeq, a predicted model, not a curated record
ACAUGCACGGAUCCACCGGGCUGAACAUUAACAAGUUCACAAUAGGGGGAAAAUGGCCACCUCUGGACUGAACAUCUAUUUACCUUUUGUAGAUAAAGAAGCGGUUGAUCUGCAACUGUUCUACAUCAGAAAUCCAAUAACGAGCGGCGCUAUGAAGACUGAUUUAAAAAAAAUACUAUUUAAAUUUAAACAUCAAUUCUGGAAUAGGCGGUAAAAGAAAUUUGCAUCGCAGUUAAUCUCGCUGGGGACAACUGGUAGGCGCGUGUUAAAUAUUGCACGGAGCAUUUUCCCAACACAAAAUACGAGGCAGUGGGGCAGAGUCAAAAGUUUCAAGACAAUGUUAUUCUUAAAUGUUCUUUGCUAACGAUUUAAAUUACUUUGAAUUACGCUGUAUUUUAACCGUGGGAUAAAAUGUAAACCAAUCAACCUGGCCUUAACCUUUCAAUUGAUUUAUUUUCAAAUACCUAUCUUGACAUUUUCAUUUCGGAUUGAUCGAAAAAGGGUCCACACCACCAUAAAACCUUUUAUCGUGAUGUACACAUGUCUUCGUGCCUAUUAGACUGUGCCACGCUGUAAGGAAUGUCUAGCAUUUAUUUACAUGCCAUCUUUCACAUUACUUUGAAACGGUCGCGGAACAUUAUUCAAUUUAUGAACAAUAUGUACACACAGCAAAGUCGCAAACCUGCGGGCCAAUUUGCACACAGCAAUCUUCCUCGAACAGAAAUAUGGCCAUGGCUAGGUAAUCAAUUUCGUGAUAGUGGCUGGGUUUAAAUAGUAAUAACGUUCUUUGCGUCCACCUUUCCCCCAAGGCAGUACAAGGGAAUCCGAAAGGCAGGAUCUGUGCCCGUUCUGUGUACAAGUUGUAGCUGCAAUGGGAUUGAAGCCGGAAUGUUCAGAUGAUGGGAUUCAGUGAAGAGAUUCAUCACUAUGAUCGAUAAAGGCAUUUAUAUUGUGCAAGGUGAAAUAAAUAGUGUUGUUGGUGCCAUUAAGCGAAAUUCAAGAUGGACUACACAUACUCCAUUGGAAGAAGAGCAAGACCCGCUUCUAAAUUGUUUCAACCAUCUUAAAGAAGUGCUGAACCAUAUAACAGAGCUUUCAGUGAUUGAACCAAAUAUAUUUCUUCGACCUUUUCUGGAGGUGAUCAGAUCAGAAGAUACAACUGGACCUAUCACUGGGUUGGCACUAACGUCUGUUAACAAGUUCCUCUCUUAUGGAUUGAUAGACCCCAAUCAUGAAGGUGCAGCAGAGGGAAUUGAAAAUAUGGCUGAUGCUGUCACACAUGCUCGUUUUGUGGGCACAGACCCUGCGAGUGACGAAGUUGUCCUAAUGAAAAUCCUGCAGGUCUUGAGAACCUUACUCCUUACUCCUGUUGGUGCUCACCUGACUAAUGAAUCUGUUUGUGAAAUUAUGCAGUCAUGUUUUCGAAUAUGCUUUGAAAUGAGGCUCAGUGAGUUAUUGAGGAAAUCUGCUGAACACACACUGGUCGACAUGGUGCAGCUGCUGUUCUCAAGGUUACCUCAAUUUAAAGAAGAAGCCAAAAGUUUUGUGGGAACCAGUAUGAAGAAGCUUAAAAUGAGGGCUGGAGGAAUGAGUGACUCAUCCAAGUGGAAAAAGCAGAAGAAAUCACCACGACCUUCUCGUCACGCCAACAAACUUGCACUUGCGUCCGAUCAGCAGUCAGUUCCUGGCCAGGUCUUGCAUGGUUCAAUCGGUUCUGUACCUCAGCUCUUGAACAAUCAUCCAGGUGAAACAUCCUUCCUGGAACAUUCGGUGAUACCUGUGAGCAGUGCAGGUUCUGAAAAUGCAUCAAUUAUCUUAAGCCCUGCCACAGACAGUGGCGUGGAAUUUUCUUCAAAGACAGCAUCAAAAGAAGACCUCACUGAUCUUGAUCAAGUCACUCCAGCAAGCACCCCUACCGGUGAACCAGCAGAAGAGAAAAGUAUAGAGUCGCUUGCUCAGCACGAGUCUCAGGGCAGAAGAUUGGAUGAAUUUUUGCCGAAGGAAGAGAAGGCUCAAUUCACAUCGGUGGAAUCUAUUCCAGAAGUGUUAGAAGAUCGGGACUCCCUCACAGAAAUAUCUGACACUGCUUCAAUCCAUGAAGUACAUGAUAUGGACUAUGUUAACCCUCGUGGGGUUAGGUUUACUCAGUCAACGCAGAAGGAAGGUGCCGCUUUGGUUCCAUACGGUUUGCCAUGUAUCCGAGAGCUCUUCCGUUUCCUAAUAUCCCUCACCAAUCCACAUGAUCGCCACAACUCUGACGUGAUGAUUCAUAUGGGUUUGCAGUUGCUUACCAUAGCAUUGGAAUCAGCAGCAAUUGCUAAUUACACAUCACUGCUGGGUCUUAUUAAAGAUGAGCUCUGCCGGCACCUGUUCCAGCUGUUAAUUGUUGAACGUCUUAAUUUAUACGCCACUUCUCUCCGGCUAUGUUUCCUUUUAUUUGAGGGCAUGAGGCAACAUCUUAAGUUCCAACUUGAGAUGUAUUUAAAGAAACUAAUGGAUUUGGUCACUUCGGAGAAUCCCAAGAUGCCCUAUGAAAUGAAAGAGAUGGCUUUGGAGGCAUUAGUUCAACUCUGGCGAAUCCCAAGCUUUGCCACAGAACUGUACAUCAACUUUGAUUGUGAUUUCUACUGUUGUAAUCUUUUUGAAGAUCUUACCAAACUUCUUUCCAAGAAUGCUUUUCCUGUGUCUGGACAACUGUACACCACUCACUUGUUGUCACUCGAGGCCCUGUUAACAGUUAUUGACAGCACGGAGGCUCACUGCCAAGCCCGAGUUCUCAAUAAUGCUCUGCAACAGGACAAGGAUGGAAGUACGCUGACAAUGGAAACUAAUCACAGCAAAGAGAACUCUAAUGGCAGUGAAAGGGCAGGGGUUAAUGCUGCAUCAGCUCCUUCAGAUGUGGAACCAUCACUACCUCAUCCUCCUACCAGUGGUCACCUUAUGGCUCAGAAAAUGAAACUAGGUCGGCAACUUGAGGAAAAUGAAACAGUAGAGAAGAAGACGCCAAAGAAGCCACCUCGAUUCUCGUCUUUCCUACCAACUGCUCAAGAAUUGUUGAAGAUAAAAUCCAAGAAGAAGCUUCUUAUCACUGGAACGGAACAAUUUAACCAGAAACCAAAGAAAGGCAUUCAGUUUCUUCAGGAAAAGGGCUUGCUUGCAUCUCCCAUGGAUAAUCGCGAGGUAGCUCAGUGGCUGCGGGAAAAUCCUCGUCUGGACAAGAAAAUGAUUGGCGAGUUUAUCAGUGAUCGGAAAAGUAUUGAACUUCUGGACAGUUUUGUUGGGACAUUUACAUUCCAAGGAUUGAGAAUUGAUGAAGCACUGCGCUCAUAUCUAGAAGCUUUCAGACUUCCUGGUGAAGCCCCUGUAAUUCACAGAUUAUUAGAAGUCUUCACAGAUCAUUGGCAUAAAAUUAAUGGAUCACCAUUUGUUAACAACGAUGCCUGCUUUGCUCUUGCUUAUGCUGUAAUAAUGCUCAAUACGGAUCAGCAUAAUCACAACGUUCGUAAGCAAAAUGUGCCGAUGACGCUGGAGCAAUUCAAAAAGAAUUUGAAAGGAGUUAAUGGCUCCAAAGAUUUUGACCAAGAUAUGUUAGAAGACAUCUACAAUGGAAUAAAGAAUGAUGAGAUUGUGAUGCCUGAGGAACAAACGGGUUUUGUGAGAGAAAACUAUAUAUGGAACGUACUUUUGAAUCGUGGGAGCUCGUCAGAAGGCAUCUUCCUCCAUGUGCCUCCAGGAAGCUUUGAUCAUGACCUAUUCACCAUGACGUGGGGUCCCACUAUAGCUGCACUUUCCUAUGUUUUUGACAAGAGUUUAGAUGAAACAAUAAUACAGAAGGCAAUAUCUGGAUUCAGGAAAUGCGCCAUGAUUUCAGCUCAUUAUGGACUAAGUGAUGUGUUUGACAAUCUUAUUAUUUCCCUGUGCAAAUUUACAGCUCUUAGCAGUGAGUCUGUAGAGAAUCUUCCAAAUGUUUUUGGUAGCAAUGCGAAAGCUCAACUGGCAGCCAAGACGGUGUUUAAUCUGUCACAUCGUCAUGGCGACAUUCUUAGAGAGGGGUGGAAGAACAUUAUGGACGCAAUGCUGCAACUUUUCCGUGCUGAGCUUUUGCCCAAAGCCAUGAUAGAGGUAGAAGACUUUGUGGAGCCCAAUGGGAAAAUCUCACUUCAGCGGGAAGAAACACCCUCAAAUCGUGGUGAAUCCACAGUCCUGAGUUUCGUUAGUUGGCUGACACUAAGUGGUAAUGAACAGUCUGGUCUAAGGGGACCCUCUAUAGAGAACGAAGAGGCCAAGCAAGCAGCUCUGGAAUGCAUUAAGCAAUGUGACCCUGAGAAGCUGAUUACUGAGAGCAAAUUCCUUCAGUUGGAGUCUCUUCAAGAGCUGAUGAAGGCCCUCAUUUCUGUUACACCAGACGAGGAGACCUAUGAUGAGGAAGAUGCGGCUUUUUGCCUUGAGAUGCUGCUCCGGAUCGUACUGGAAAACAGAGAUCGUGUCUCCUGUGUCUGGCAAACUGUACGAGACCAUCUGUACCAUUUGACUGUUCAUGCCACAGAGCAAUGCUUCCUUGUUGAAAGAGCCGUUGUAGGUCUUCUGAGGCUGGCAAUACGGUUGCUACGCAGAGAGGAGAUCAGUUCACAGGUGCUUCACUCCUUGAGAGUUCUGCUCAUGAUGAAACCAAUUGUCUUAUCAAGAGUGAGCCGACAAAUUGCAUAUGGCUUGCAUGAGCUGCUGAAGACCAAUGCUGCCAACAUUCACUCGAGUGAUGACUGGUGUACCUUGUUUACGCUCCUAGAAUGUAUUGGCGCAGGAGUCAAACCUCCACCUGCUCUACAGAUAGCAUCUGGAGUUGAUAGCCAUGAUGCAGGUGCGCAGUCUGAUAGUGAAAUUGCAUCCUACCAUCCUAGUGAAGUUAAUUCAGAUCGUGGCUACACCUCAGACUCUGAAGUGUAUGCAGAGCAUGGGAAGCAGACCAAGGUACACCGUUCUGCCACUGAUGUUGACAUUGCCAGCAGUGGCUGGCUGGUGGUGGGGAGAGAUGACUUGGAUACCAACAAAGCCUCUGGCCAAGGCAUGAAGCCGGGCUGCUCUCCUCUAGUCAAUCAGUACAGCCUAACUUUGGGACAGGAUCUGGGCUCACACGAUACUAAGUCACUUAUCAAGUGUGUGGAAUCACUGUCGUUUAUUGUAAGAGAUGCCGCCCAUGUAACACCAGAAAAUUUUGAACUUUGUGUAAAAUCAAUUCGCAUCUUUGUAGAAGCAAAUCUCAACGGUGGGUAUAAAACACAUGAGAGGAAAUCUAAAACAUACAAAUUUGACAAAUCAAACCGACUAAAGAAGAAACAAAAGGAAAAGGAGAGUUCGAUGAAGCGGUCCAAGUCUUUUAACCAUCGUCCAUCAAAGUUGCAUAGUGAUGAUGAUGAAGACGACAGUGUACCCGCAAGUUAUCACACUGUGUCAUUGCAGGUUAGUCAGGAUCUUCUGGAUUUGAUGCACACACUACACACCAGAGCUGCCAACAUCUACAGCUCUUGGGCUGAAGAACAGCGCCACCUGGAGCCGGCAGGAAAGAAAAUUGAUGCUGAUGCCAGAACUUUGUGGUUGAACUGCUGGUGUCCGCUGUUGCAAGGCAUUGCGUGGCUGUGUUGUGAUGCCAGGCGCCAAGUCAGAAUGCAAGCACUUACUUACCUACAGAGAGCACUGUUAGUGCAUGAUCUGCAAACACUGGAUGCUUUAGAAUGGGAAUCCUGCUUUAACAAGGUAUUGUUUCCAUUACUGACAAAACUUUUGGAGAAUAUCAGCCCAGCUGAUGUUGGAGGGAUGGAAGAGACCAGAAUGCGAGCUUCAACCUUGCUUUGCAAAGUUUUCCUCCAACAUUUGUCUCCGUUGUUGUCUCUACCAACAUUUGCUGCUCUGUGGUUAACGAUCCUGGAUUUCAUGGACAAGUAUAUGCAUGCAGGAUCCAGUGACUUGCUGUUGGAAGCAAUUCCAGAAUCACUAAAGAACAUGCUACUGGUCAUGGAUACAGCUGGCAUUUUCCACUGUGCUGAGUCGAGGACUGGUUAUUCCCAGCUUUGGGAGAUUACAUGGGAAAGAAUCGAUUGUUUCUUGUCUCGUCUAAAGGAUGAACUCUUCAAACAAACAGUUAUUCAAGAUCCUGUCCUUGGUGUACCAGACCCAUCUUCUAAUUCAAUGCAGCAUUUUAGUGGACAAGCAUCUAUACUCCCUGGUUCAGACACAAAUCCAUCUGGUCAAAUUACAGCAUCAGAAAAACCCACAGAGGCUUGUGCCAAAGAUUCUGAACACAUGCACGUUGGAGGGACUCCCAGCCUUACUCCGCUCUCUACACCAGUGAAGAUGAAUGUCGGGCCAGAUGUUAAUCAGCCAGUUGUACAGUCCCCUUUAAUUCUGCACCCUCUUACUUCAUCACUUCAAGUUGGUGUGCCACCUAUGCCUUUACCAAUUAUACUUAACCCUGCUUUAAUUGAAGCAUCAUCUCCUGUCCCACUGUUGUCCCCACCACGUCCUGCCAACACGUCGACGGCAUCUGAAGUGAACUAAUUCCUCUAGAUUAGGAAAGGAUCAGUUUAUUUAACAUGUUCUUCUGUUUUGUAUUAUGACAAUAUACUUCUUUUUGUCAAGCUUUUUUAAAAAUAAUUUCUCACCUUUUCGAACCAGUCACUGACUCUAAUGUUCAAUUUGUGUGAAGAAAUCAUGCAUCCAUCACUGCAAAGAAUGUAUUGCUCCAGAUACCAUUAUUUAUUUUUGGAGCAUUAGCCAUAUUGAGCGCCAAAUACUGUCAAACAUUCAAUGUAGAGUACGACCGAAGGCAAAAGCCAUCUGUGUUGCAUUGCAAUGUUUUAUUCAUUAUCUGCUCAAGUUAUCAAUGUUUCUAAAAUGCUGUUUGCCACAUUAUAAUGAACAUGAAAAUGUGUUUUUUGGCUGUAAACUAACAUUAAGUUAUCUGUAUAGUAGCCCUUUAUUUAAGUGAUAUGUUUCAAGUAAUUUUCAGAAGAUAAGUGACAAUGUGAAGGGCUACAACAGGACCCUGAUACUCAGGUUGCAUAAUACAAAAGAGCAAGAGAUAAACAACCUUGUUACAGUAAUAAAAUGCAUGAUUUUUUUUAAAUAUCAUGCAGCAGGAUGGAUGUUUUACCUAACCCAAAUGUGAUAGUCAAAGUAUUCCACCCUUUGAAACCUCAUGUUAAGUUCCAUUUCAUAGUAGCUUAUUUCCUUUCCCAGGACUUGGCUUGUUUUUGUUGUCAAAUGUAAGUUUGUCAACUUUAGAUUUUCACCCCAAUUAAUAAUUUUUGUUCAAUGGUUUUGGUUUGUAUUUCCAAUUGUCUGCAGUUUCUAGGAAGUUUCUAUACUGCAUAUUAAAUGGAAACCUAGUGUAAAACAUUAAGUGUAUAAAUGAAUUUGCAGUGGUUACGAUUUUCACUUGUACCAAUAUAUUUAGAGAUGUGAAAUUGUAAUAUAAAAAAAAUAAUGCCGGUGGAUAUGUUGAGCUUGCUUUACAUUCCUGUCCUGUUUGCUUCCCAUAUAGCCUGAAUUAGCUGUAAAUGACCCAAAACAUAAAUAGGCAUGAAGGCCAAAGCUUGUGUAAUUUGAGACCAACAGAAUCUAUAUUCAAAGUCUUUGUUACUUUGUUCUAAAUUUUGUACAUUUCACGAAGAUUUUAAUUUAAUGUGUGCAAAAUGGCAACAAAACUUUCUGUGUUUAUGGUAAAACUUAAAUGAUCUGUCCCACAUUCUCUGGGUGAGAAUGGGGGAGGGAUAGUAGACAUAGGUAAUGUAUAUAGAAAGAAUGGUUUAAAGAAAAUUUAAAUGUACUUUUUACAGUAAUAAAUAUCAAAAUGUAAAGAAAUUUAGCUGUGGUUUAUUGAUUUAACCAGGUGAUCUGUGAGGAGUUACAGCAAGUAGCUUUCUUUAUUGAAUUUAUAUUGAAAAAGCAAAUUAAAUUAUACAUCACAUUUAUGCAAAAUCUUAUUCUGAAACAAAUUGUCUGGGCCUGGAAGGUCACAAUGGCACGUUCCAGCUAAAAGACAAUUGAAACAGACUAGUGGUGCUCAUGCAGUGUUAAAUCUUUGGGAACAUUUAAGGUGAAUUUUGUCAACUUGCUGUAAACAUGUCUUGUGUCAUGGCCAACAGACCUCAGUUGAAUGAAUUACAAUAAUUACGAUCCAAGGAAUUCAAGUUAAUAAAUUACUUGAAUAAUGCACCGGCAUUUCAGAAAAGUUCUAAAUGUUCCAUUACGGUAGGCAUACAUGACAUUUUGUCUAAACAUCUAGCCCAAAUAAAUGUUAUGGUUACAUUUAAUUCCUUCAGCAACAUGGCAUAAUUUUCCCAACUUGAACAUCUCCAUUAGGAAAAGAUGCUUCAUUUCAGACUUAUGAUCUGUUCUUGUCUACUUAUGCUACUUAUUGAGUACCUCCAAAAUAUGCAGUAUUUGAUAUCUCUUUACAAAUGUGCAUGACAAGGUGAUUAAUCUAUAUUUAUUUAUUUAAAAGUUGUCAUCGUCCAUGUGUACAACUUCAAUGAACAAAGAGAAAGAACAUGUGCUUUAUUCUGCCCUUUACUUAUAAGAGAAAUUAAAAGUUGGUCACACAGAGCCAGGCUUCCACUGACACCAGGCAGCUGUUCAGCCCACUGUUCAUGCCAACUUCCAUUUAGGUUCCCUUGUGAUCUUACAACUUGUUCUAAUAUGCCCAGUAACUCGCCCUUGUUACUUUUUACCAUUUAUCUACAAUUGAGAUUUUAAAAAAAGAUUAGCACGUGUAGAGGGGAUGUUGGGAAUCCAACUGCUUACAAGAGAGUAGCAUCCAAGGUAGAUAGAAAAGCUAAAUCAUUCAUUUAAACCCACUUGGGUAAAACUGGAAACUCGUGCACAGGCUAUAGGUUCAAAUUGCAGCCACAUUAUUCUCAUGGUUUUAUUGGACAAUGACCCUCCUUCCACAAUAUUUAACAUACUUUAAAGAGCCCAUGUGUUUCUUUAGAAUUACUUGCCUCAGAACAUCCAGAUAUUUUUUUUAUAGUUUUUUUAAAACUUGUCACAUAUGAAAUCACACAGCAAAUGGUAUUGGAGGAAAUAUAUGCAGCAAUAUUGCUUUCAAUUUUAUGUUGUUCUUUUACACACUAGAAUGUGAAACCAAUACACUAGCGUAACAAAAGGAAUACUUAACCACAAUUACAUGAAGUCAUUUGUCUAGCAUGAUAUAUUUUCCACUAGACUGUUAAAUGUCACAAUUUUCUUAAAAAUCUAAACUUUCAAUGUUUUAGUAAAAUCACAAAAAAAACCUGCAAAAGAUGCACAGUA